CUUCACUUCUGUUUCCACUUUCCACCUCACCCCUCCUUCGCGCUCCAUUUCAGACCCGCGACUGCAGACAUCUUGUUGCCCUCCAGGCCCCCCGGAUGGACUCCUUCAGUCGGAACCCGCGAUAGAUGCUAGCCCGAGCGUCUCAGCCUGUGCGAACCCCCUUGCUUUCGACGGGUAUUGCCGCCCACUCCCAGCAGCCGGUGCAUGUUGCGAGUUGAACGAGUCCUGGACAUGUCGGACGUGUUGUCUUGCCAAACGCCCUAUCAGUACCCUACAGUCGCAUGUGCCUGACGACCCGACUCAAACCCCCCUCAAUCCCGGAGACUCUUGCGCUAGAUGCAAUUAUAUGACAUGCAACGUUGUUGAUACCUUUCGGUUGGAAUUCAGAACUCCCGGUCAACCUAACAUAGGGGUGCGCGUGCCCAACAUACCAUAAUGGCUGCACCAACAAACUCGAGUUCGCGCCCGCAAUUUUCGAAUCCGUGGAAGAAGCCACCGUCGAAGCUCAUAGAGCAACCGGAUCAUAUUCCUGAUAGCCGGAUCGCGCAUACGUUGACUGCUUGUACCCGGUGCCGACAGGUACGUGUGCCAUCAUGGCUCUUCCUGUCAUCCUCUUUCUCGCCUCCUUUCUUCCCCCACCCCUCUCCCCGUCAAGAUAAGUCCCGAAUUCUCAUCCCUAUACAGCGCAAGUCUAGAUGCGAUCCUGGGAUCCCAAGAUGCUCGCCAUGCGAGCGCAGCAACACCAAGUGCAUCUACUACGAUUCGGCUCGUAAAUGCACCAUUUCGAGAACAUACAUCGUUUCGCUCCGAGAGAAGGCUCGCAUGCUGGAGAGGGAACUUGCCGAAUUGGAUAAAGAGGUUCAACACGCCGCGGAUGCCGAACUCAUGGUGCGCGGAGCAGGCCGUAUUCGGUUCAAGGAGAACGACGAGUCGAGAUACCUAGGGCCGUCUAGUGGGAUCGCAAUUACUCGUCUGGUUAUGGAAAUGGCGAAACAGAACACGGACUCGAAAAGCAUCAAAGACGUCGUUCCUGAAAUGACCGCGCAGGAAAUCAAAGACGCCUUCGCAGAAGAAAGCUCGAAGCCAACGUCCAAAGUGUAUCCCAUGAUCAGCUCGAGGCCUCAGCCCAAUCUACCCUUAAAGCACAUGGUUUACAGGCUCAUCGAUGUAUUUGUAGUCAAGGCCCAGGCAAUGCUUCCGACUUUGCACGAGCCCACGUUCCGUCAGGAGGUCGAAGAUGUUUUCAACGGGUCCGAAGAUCCCUGUCAGAACUUUCAGCUACGGAUGGUCAUAGCCAUCAGCAUGCAAAAGAUGAGUCCUGCCUAUGCAGGCUUGGCGGACAGUUACUAUCUUGCGGCGCUACCAUUCCUGGAAGCCUCUUUGAAACGGAUGGACCUCAGAUCCCUACAAUGCCUCGCUUUGAUAGCCCAGUACUCGAUGCUAACUCCCACGAGAACGGCUGCAUAUUGGGUUGUUGGGAUAGCAGUCAAGCUAUGUCAAGACUUGGGGCUUACCGAUGAAGCGACUAUCACUCAGUCUCACAACGGCGAACCGUUGGACCCUUUGGAGAUCGAUAUGCGGAGAAGGCUUUUUUGGAUCGUCAUAUCCAUGGAAUAUGGCCUCUCCCAUAGUCUUGGUCGCCCAAAUUGUUAUUCCGUGUGCCAUGAUCAGAUCAACGUCAAAUUCUUCGAGCCCGUGGAAGAUAAAUACAUCACACGUGAUGGGAUCUCCCCGGAGGCGAGAAUAAUGCUACCCAAGUGCAUAGCCAUACAUUUCUUGAAAAUGCGACUCCUCCAAGCAGAGAUACGACGGACGCUUUAUUUGAAUAAACGUGACGUGCCGGUGGAUGACCAAGAUCCAUGGUUUUCGCAGAUGCUCCAAAAGAUCGACAACUGGGUGGCCUCUUGCCCGAAAAACGACGGAGGUAGCGGUUUGAGCGAAAAAUGGUUCUACGGAAGAAAAAACACAAUGAUUGUCUUCAUAUUUCGACCCUCUCCCCAGGUGCCAGAGCCUUCCGUUGGUGCAGCACGACAUUGCUAUGAUGCAUCAGUCUUCAACGUUGCAAUGCAAAGGGAACAGAUUGCGACGGGAUCUGUCGAUCUGACGUGGAUCUUCACGCAGUCUCUUUUCAUGGCCUUGAACACUAUUCUUUGGUCACUUUCAUACCCCGACAUCCGGAAGGAGCACCCUAUCGACGAAGUGAAAGGCCAUCUCAGCGUGGCAUUGGAGGGUAUUGUGCUUGCUGCACAAAGAUGGCCUGGUGUUGAAUCAGCGUUGGUCCUAUACAGGAGCCUGGUGGCCGCCUGUCUUCGGGCGUAUGCUACUGAAGAAUCUUUUGUUGUCCAUUCACCGUCCAAUCAUGCAACUCCGUCGUCCUCUCAGGAUGUCACCACUCCGGCAACCGUCGACAGCCCUGCAAGUACUACGGCGUCGUUCCCCUCGCAACAUGCCAGAGCCACCACCUCUUCAGUUCCCGAUAGCAGCAUAUCGACUGGCACGUUUUCGAGGGGACCUUCUGCAGAUCCACUCCCUUACCCACAUGGAUCUUCCUCGUCUUCUGUGGGCGUCGAGUCGCUGAAGGCAGCACAGCACCCAUCGUGGGACUCCCAACUCACCCCCGGGUCCGCCUCAAGCACCACGCAGCCCUCCUUUAGCUCUCCAUCUUACGAGGCACGGGGCCAUUCUUACUCCGAUUCGCCGUUCGAUCCAACCACCCCUUAUAAUCAAUUUCCCUCUGUCGUUCCAGGCUUACCAGGCUGGGAUCCGAAUUUCAGUCUGGCAUCUACGACUGCUAGCCAUCUGGCGUAUGUUGGCGCAGCCGUCGAUCCCAUGGGCUGGGUAGAUUCGAUCGGCGAUCAAUACUCGCAAUACUCCAACGGCGCAUAUCCGAUUCCGCCAUGGCGGGGCCGAACGCUCAGCCACCAAGAGCAGAUGGAGCUCAUGGAAACAUUGGAAGACAACAUCCCCGAUGUCUCCGCCCAGCUACUAGUCCAAGAGUCCGCCACAUUCUACCAGUCGUAGGAGGUUGGUCUUCGGCGUCCAUUGCCGAAGGGAGGGGGAUUGUUCAUGUUUCUGUGCGUUAUGUGCGAUGGAAUAUUUGUUUGGGUUCUUUUUUGGAGUAUUUUUGUUGGUUGGUUGCAUUAUCAUAUCUGUAUACCCCAAGGUUAUUGUGCUGGUGACCAGGUGUUUGGAGCAAACUCCCUCCCUUGGCAGCGGUCAGGGGAGGGGAACUUGAUCAGUCUAUGGAAGUGGCGGGCAGCUAGAUAGUAUCUAGCACCGGCAUACCAAUUGUAAUCUAUCUAUCCCUCUAU
Aspergillus heteromorphus CBS 117.55 is the source of this 3311-nucleotide messenger RNA. RefSeq names its product putative C6 transcription factor. Lineage: Eukaryota; Fungi; Ascomycota; Eurotiomycetes; Eurotiales; Aspergillaceae. Bases 436 to 3021 code for a protein of 861 amino acids. Gene Ontology annotation, biological process: DNA-templated transcription; positive regulation of transcription by RNA polymerase II. The record is from RefSeq and is a predicted model, not a curated record. The transcript is spliced from 3 exons. Gene Ontology annotation, molecular function: DNA-binding transcription factor activity, RNA polymerase II-specific; sequence-specific DNA binding; zinc ion binding.